Messenger RNA from Chaetomium fimeti, 1917 nucleotides. Its product is annotated as UDP-glucose/GDP-mannose dehydrogenase family, NAD binding domain-containing protein. The transcript has 3 exons. The record is from RefSeq and is a predicted model, not a curated record. Lineage: Eukaryota; Fungi; Ascomycota; Sordariomycetes; Sordariales; Chaetomiaceae. Gene Ontology annotation, molecular function: UDP-glucose 6-dehydrogenase activity; NAD binding. Gene Ontology annotation, cellular component: nucleus. Gene Ontology annotation, biological process: polysaccharide biosynthetic process; glycosaminoglycan biosynthetic process. Bases 1 to 1917 code for a protein of 638 amino acids.
AUGGACAACUCCCCUAAUUUGCAGCAGGCGGUGCCGGCGACCUCUUCUAUGGGCGGCCGUUUGAGCAGAUCAUACCCGAGCUCCCAUUCCAUUUCAUCCACAGUCAGCCCUGGAACGUCGACACCGAACCCAUGGUCAGCAAAUGACUGGAUCCGUGGCACACCCGACACGUCGCCGCCCAGCUCAGGGGUCGGUUCUCCCGAGCUCCAGGCUAAGCGGCUGUCAGAAGACAGUAGUGUCUCUUCGGUGGAAGAGUCCAUUGACAGCCGUUCUGGUCCCGCCGCGAAGAAUUUGUUGGUGAACGUCGUGGACUUGAACGAGCAACGUGUAGGCGCGUGGAAUUCGGCGCACCUCCCCAUCCACGAGGAGGGUCUGUUGAAGGUCGUGCGCGUCGGCAGAGACGGUACCCGGGAUGCCAUGGUAUCUCUACCAGGGGUUUCUCGUCCAAUCGAGUUGAAGGCACGGCAGCCGAACCUCAUGUUUUCGACCAAGGUCGUCGACGCCAUCGCAGAAGCGGACAUCAUCUUCAUCUGCGUCAACACGCCCACCAAGAUGCAAGGGCUAGGCGCAGGAUCCAUGGCCGAUGUUAGCGCUGUCGAGAGCGCCACCCGCACCGUGGCUAAGCACGCCAAAGAAGGUGCCAUUGUUGUGGAGAAGAGCACAGUACCAUGCGGUACAGCUCGUAUGAUCCAGGAUAUCUUGCGUCACCAUCGCCCCGACACCAGCUUCGAAGUCCUCUCAAACCCCGAGUUCCUCGCCGAAGGCACUGCAGUUGAGAAUCUAAUGCACCCUGAUCGGAUCCUCAUUGGGAGUGCACGAACUCUUGCCGGCUUCCAGGCGGCCGCCAUAUUGAAGGACGUCUACGCGGCAUGGGUGCCCACCGCUCGCAUUGUUACCGUCAACACGUUCAGCAGCGAGCUUGCCAAGCUUGUGGCAAACACCAUGCUCGCCCAACGCAUCAGCAGCAUCAACGCGGUGAGCGCCAUGUGUGAGGAGAUCGGCCUGGGUGCCGAUGUGGAUGACGUGAGCCUCGCCAUUGGGAAAGACCUGAGGCUGGGGCCCAAGUUUUUGCAAGCAGGCGUCGGAUUCGGCGGCUCAUGCUUUGAGAAGGAUAUUCUGAACCUCGCAUACCUUGCCAGGGAGCUGCAUCUCGAUGUCGUGGCCGAGUAUUGGCUGGCGGUACUCAAGAUCAACGAAGACCAGCGUCAGCGCUUCGCCCGCAACGUUGUCCGAGAGCUAAACGGGUCCCUUCGGGGGAAGAAGAUCGCGGUGCUGGGGUUUGCCUUCAAGGACGGGACCAACGACACACGCAAUAGCAUUGCGGUCCACAUCAUCAAAGACCUAGCGUCGGAGAUGCCGCGAGAGAUCGCCGUGUUUGACCCCGGCUGCGCUGCGGCUGAUAUUCUCGACGAGAUCCAGCGGCUGGGACUGAACGCUGGACAAAUGGAGAGGAUCAAAAUCUGCUCGAGCUGGCGGGAAUGUGUCCAGGAAGCUAGCGCCGCUUGCAUCCUAACGCAGUGGAAACAGUUCCGUGGCCGGCAGUUGGGGAACCCCGGGGCCACAGCCGGCAAUACGGCAAAGCCGGAUCGUGCCGGAUUAGCGACCCACGCUUUGGACACUUGUUUGAGCGAGAGGGGUAUCAUGGACCUGGAGAAGCUGUCGCGACAAGCGGUAUCGACACCUUCAGACGACCCUCUCGGAAGGCUCAACCCGCUGGUUCCAUGCUUGGAAGAAUGCAGUAGCUGCAGUCUUAGCCAGAGCCAGAUGCAGGACCAGGAGACGGUAGACUGGGUUGAAGUCGCGGGGAUGAUGCAAGAGCCGAGAUGGGUGUUUGACGGGCGUAAUGUUGUGAAUCACGUUGAGCUUCAGGGUCUGGGCUUCAGGGUGAGAGGGAUUGGAAAGGGUUUCCAUUCCUGA